This is a messenger RNA of Pelobates fuscus (common spadefoot toad), 5861 nucleotides long. It is a transcript of the gene TNRC6B, whose product is annotated as trinucleotide repeat containing adaptor 6B. Gene Ontology annotation, biological process: miRNA-mediated post-transcriptional gene silencing; positive regulation of nuclear-transcribed mRNA poly(A) tail shortening. Gene Ontology annotation, cellular component: nucleoplasm; P-body. The record is from RefSeq and is a predicted model, not a curated record. Gene Ontology annotation, molecular function: nucleic acid binding. NCBI's taxonomy places the organism in Eukaryota, Metazoa, Chordata, Amphibia, Anura, Pelobatidae.
AUGCAAAAUGGCUGCCAGUCUCUGGUUUAUGCACAUUUCCCUUUAAAGAAGAAAAAAAAAGCGAAACCGUGUGUUUGGAAUUUAUUGUGUUUUGUUUAGCAUUUGCGUCUCUUUAUUUUGUGUAUUAUCGUUAAUUUUUUUUGUACUGGAUUUACCUUGUAUGCCUCAAAUCGCUGGAUUAUAGCACAGUUGCACUUUAUAAGAGAGAAGGAGCAAGAAAGGGAAGAACAGUUAAUGGAAGACAAGAAAAGGAAGAAAGAGGAUAAAAAGAAGAAAGAAGCUGCUCAGAAGGUCACAGAACAAAAAACCAAAGUGCCCGAAGUGACGAAACCAAGUUCAAGCCAAGCGACGGCCGCCAGCCUUCCUGGCAGCUCCCCCUCGCCACCAGUCAAUGGUGGCAACAAUGCCAAAAGGGUGGCAGUGCCGAACGGACAACCGCCCAGCACCGCCCGCUACAUGCCUCGGGAGGUGCCACCGCGAUUCCGCUGCCAGCAGGACCACAAAGUGUUACUGAAGCGUGGGCAGCCCCCUCCGGCAUCCUGUAUGCUUCUGGGGGGAGGAGCAGGGACUCCCCCUUCCUCCACUGCACCAGGGGCCGGCCCAGGCAACGCACAGCCAGGGGUGGGAUCACUGCUGUCGGGGGAAAGUGUGCCCGCAACAGAUUCAUUGUCGGGGGCAGCUGCUACUUCAAAUUAUGCAAAUUCCACUUGGGGCUCAGGAGCCCCCUCCAGCAGCGGCCCAAACGCAACUCCCCACCACGCCUGGGACAAAGUGAUUGUAGACGGGUCGGACAUGGAAGAGUGGCCUUGCAUAGCCGGCGUGGACGCAGAGCCCCCUUCCGACAACGCCACAGACAACAACAGUGCCUCGAACCCAGCCUUGGAGAAGGGACCCCCUCAAGGAAUUGCCACUAACCAUAAAGGAAGGGGGGGCCAGGGCCAGCAACAGCAGCAACCUGGCAGCGAAUGUAUCCAGGGGGUGUGGAAAUCUGACCCCAAGGCUAAGCCCGUCCCGUCUUCCAACCCUGCUGCAGAGGGUGUCAAUAGACUGGGAAACUGGAGGAGCGUGGGUGGGCCUGAGAGAACUGGGCCUGCCUCUGGUUUCAGUAACUUUAACCCAAAUACCAACCCGUCGGCCUGGCCGGCCUUGGUCCAGGAAGGCAGCAGGAAAGGGAACCCGGAGCCAGAUGGCAGCUUCUCCAGCGCACAGCUUGGCCCCACGGGUCCGACCUCUCGGGAGCAGCAGUCAAAGAUGGAAAAUGCGGGUGCCAGUUUCAACGCCUCAGGCAGGGAGCCGGCCACAACCCAUCACACUGACGGACCAAAAAAUGGAAACACUAACUCUACAAACUCGAAUACUUCAAACCCCCCUGAGAACAAGGGAACUGCCUUUGGGUCAGGGGAUACCUGCCGGGGGAAUGACCCCCUUGCUCAAAGCACUGGAGAUAGAAAGAAUGGGGGGGUGGGCUCAUGGGGGGCAUCAAGGGGUCUAUCUGCUACAGGAGAUGCAACCUGUGGACAUGGCAACUCCGGGAAUAAUGGACGAGAGAGGGAGGAUGCAAGGAAGGCGUCUUCAUCUCAUAGGCCCAAUGGGUCAAGGGGGGAAUCUUGGGAAAAUAAAAGUGGUGGUAAUGGGUCUUGGGGCUAUGGCCAACAGGCAGACCCCAGCGAAAUUAAGUGGGGUGAAGGGAACACAUUGGGAGCAGGAGGAGUGUCUCAGGGAGAAUGGAAGUCACAGGCUGGGCAUGAGGACUUAAAGGUGGUAGAAUGGGGCGGUUCAAGUCAAGGAAAUUCUAGCACUGGAGCAUGGGACAAUCAGAAGGGUCACUCGCUAUCGGAGAACCAGGGCAACACGCCAUCAGCGGCCUGCUGGGGCCGGGCCCCCAGCUCUGCAGGAAGCGAGGCCGGGGGCCAAAGCACUGGAAGCAACCCCAAGGCUGGAGGAAGUGGAGACAGUCUGAACUCCUGCAAUAGACGUUCACACAGAUCUGCCCUCCCAGACAGUCAGGUUGUCCUGCAGACACUGCUGAACCGGACUGACUUGGAUCCUCGAGUACUCUCCAAUACUGGCUGGGGUCAAACAAAGAUCAAGCAGGAUGCUGCAUGGGAGACAGAGGAAGUGAUAUCUCGACCUGAGGGCAAAGCAGACCGUGGGACUGAGGGUUGGGAGAACAUAUCUCAAGCCAAGAGCUCAGGGGGUUGGGGCGAUGCCCCCAGCCAAAGCAAUCAAAGUAAGUCUGGCUGGGGAGAGCCCCCUACCACAGCCCCUUCUACCCAAGAAUGGAAGGAUGCCAAAGCAACUGGCUGGAAUGACUAUAAAAAUAGCCCAACUGGUUGGGGUGGUGUGCGACAAGAGGAAAAGACAGGGCCUGGGUGGAACAAUGACAAUGGUGCAAAUGCAGAGCAAGGAUGGAGUACUCGCCAGCCUAAUUCUGGAAGUGGGUGGUCUUCAGGAAAGAAUGGCUGGGGAGGAGGUAAUGAGGAGAUUGAGCCUCCCAAAGGACCUGGGGGCUGGGAUGGCUCAGGAAAUAAAUCCUCUUCUGGCUGGGGGGAGGCGGGACAUAAUGAUGUUGGUUCUUGGGGCAAUGGACCUAGCUCUAACCCAGCUCAGCGAAGUGGCUGGGAGGAGAACAAAAGGCCCCAAGGAGGAGGAAGUUGGGGUGAGGCAGCUAGACCCCCACCACCACCAUGGAAUAAGCAGCAGGAAGCAACACCAGCCACAGCAUCUCCUGGUUCUUGGGGCCCUCAAGCACCACCUCCCUCUGGUAAUGGACGGCCACAGCCCACUCCAGGCUGGAAAGGUGGUCCCCAGCCUGCAGUUCCCAAGGAUGAGGAGCCAAGUGGGUGGGAAGAACCAUCCCCCCCAUCAAUUGGUCGGAAAAUGGACAUUGAUGAUGGAACAGCUGCUUGGGGUGAUCCCAGCAACUACAACUACAAGAACGUCAGCCUGUGGGACAAAAACGCGCAAGGGAAUCCUGGGCAAAUGUCACGGGAGCAGGGAAUGCAGGGGUCUUUAGCCAGCAAGGCUGCACCAUCAGUUUGGAGCAAAAAUAAAGGUCCAUCAGCUGACAAUGGAACAUCAGCAUGGGGAGAGCCAACUGAACCAGCUACAGGUUGGGGGGAAGGAGAAGAAGGUGGACCCCCGAACCCUGGAUGGGGUAAUGCACCACCUGUAGCUCCCAGUGCCAUGAAAGCUGGUACAAAAUCUAUGCAAGACAACUGGGGUGAAACUGAAGGGCCAGUGACAGGGAAUCGUCACGGUAGCUGGGAUGAAGAAGAGGAAGGUGGCGUCUGGAACAGUGCAGGAUCUCAGGGAAGUGGCUCCUCUCACAAUUCUGCAGGGUGGGGCCAAGGAGGAAAGAAACCACAGAUCAAGGGUCCCUUGAAAGGGGGAAACAAUGAUUCCUGGAUAAACCCAUUGUCCAAACAGUUCUCGAACAUGGGAUUGCUGAGCCAAGUGGAUGACCCCUCUGCUAGUAAGAUGGACCACCCUGUUGGUGGGCUUCCGGAAAAGAAGUUUGAGGCAGACAAACGGGGUGUGAAUCUCGGGGAUUUCAAUGACAUGAUGCGGAAGGACCGGUCUAGCUUCCGUCUGCCCAAUUCCAAAGAGAUGGGAGCCGCAGACAGCGGGCCUUAUUUUGAGAAGCUGACUUUGCCUUUCUCCAAUCAAGACGGGUGCCUUGGGGACGAGGCUCCGUGCUCUCCCUUUUCUCCCUCCCCCAGCUACAAGCUAUCUCCCUCCGGCUCCUCGAUCCCCUCCAUGGGCCUGGGGGCUAUCGGUUCGGGUCUCAACCCCCAAACCUUCGCUGCUAGACAAGGUGGCAAUCAUGGUCUGUUUGGGAACAGCGGUGCACAAUCGCGAGGCAUGCACAACCCCGUGCCAUCGCUCAACUCCUCUCCCAACCUUCGGGCCCAAGUGCCUCCCCAGUUUCUUUCUCCCCAGGUCUCAGCCUCCAUGCUGAAGCAGUUCCCUAAUAGUAAUAUGAGCCCCGGGUUGUUCAACAUGGGACCCCAACUCUCUCCUCAGCAGAUUGCGAUGCUGAGCCAGCUCCCCCAAAUCCAGCAGUUCCAAUUGGCAUGCCAGCUUCUCCUGCAGCAGCAACAGCAGCAGCAGCAGCUGCUUCAGAACCAGAGGAAGAUAUCACAAGCAGUCAGGCAGCAACAGGAGCAGCAGCUGGCACGAAUGGUAAGUGCCCUUCAGCAGCAGCAGCAACAGCAAAGGCAGCCAGGAAUGAAGCAUUCUCCUUCCCAUCCUGCUGGACCCAAGACUCACAUAGAUCCUGUAGGACUCCCAGAUAUGCAAGGCAAGGGUCAUAUCCCUGGAUAUGGCUCUGGAUUUGGCUCAAGCGGCAUGGAUUAUGGUAUAGUGGGUAAGGAAGCUGGGGCAGAGUCUCGUUUCAAACAGUGGACAUCCAUGAUGGAUGGAAUGCCCUCAUCCAUGCCCCAAGAUGCCAGCUUGCAGAAGAAUGGCUCUAUCCCCCCUCCUGUAAAGAAUCGUGGUGGUUCUCCUUACAACCAGUUUGACAUGAUGUCUGGGGAAUCUGUUGGAUUGCAUGGUGGGCCAGCCAGUGAGAGCUGGUUACCUGCCAAAUCCCCACCUUCAAGCAAAAUUGGAAGUAAAUCAAUCAAUGCCAGCUGGCCUCCAGAAUUUCAGCCUGGUGUGCCAUGGAAAGGGAUCCAAAAUAUUGAUCCAGAAUCAGAUCCGUAUGCUACCCCUGGCAGUGUGCUAGGGGGUCCCGCCCCAUCUCCCAUCGUAGAUACUGACCACCAGCUACUGCAGGACACCCCCACAGGGUCCAAUUCUUCCCUCAACACCUCGCUGCCUUCACCUGGUGCCUGGCCCUACAGUGCCUCUGAGAAUAUCCACAGCACUUCAGCACUCUCAGCAAAGUUUGGGGACUACAAAUCCGCCUGGUCACCAGACCCUAUAGGACACAAUCCGUCACAUCACUCUAACAAGUGGAAGAACCCAAUGUCCAGGAACAGCCCUGGGUUGCCUCGCCCCCCUCCAGGGCUCACUAACAACCCCAAAUCCACCAACUCCCCCUGGAACAGCACAGCCCCCCGAUCUGUCAGAGGUUGGGGGGGACAAGACUCCAGAAUUGCAUCUGCAUCUACUUGGAGUGAUGGAGGAUCUGUGCGUCCAAGCUACUGGCUGAUCCUGCUAAAUCUAACACCACAGAUCGAUGGAUCCACUCUACGGACGAUCUGCAUGCAGCAUGGUCCCCUGUUGACAUUCCAUCUCAACCUCACCCAGGGCACAGCCCUGAUCCGAUACAGCACCAAACAGGAGGCAGCCAAGGCUCAAAACGCUCUGCACAUGUGCGUUUUGGGUAAUACAACCAUCCUGGCAGAGUUUGCAACGGACGAGGAGGUGAGCCGUUACCUUGCACAAGCUCAACCCCCAGCUCCCUCUGCCCCGGGUGCAGGCUGGCAGCCCUUGGAAGUGGGACAGAAUCACCAGGCUGAACCUGUAGGGCCAGCCUUGAACCUUUUUGGAGGGACCACUGGGCUUGGGCAAUGGAGCAGCGGCGGUGGUAGUAGUGACCUGGCAGGUGUUUCACUCUGGGGAACUCCCAGCUACACAUCAAGCUUGUGGGGGGUGCCCAGCACAGAGGAUGCUCACAGGAUGGGCAGCCCUGCCCCAUUACUACCCGGCGACCUUCUGGGAGGAGGGACCGACUCGAUAUAAACUUUGAACUUUCAACUCUGACCUCGUGACCUUUCAGAGCAGCAGCACUAACUUGACAUUUUUGUGUUUUUUUUUGUUUUGUUUUGUUUUUUUCAAACUGGCAAUAAAUACUUUUUUUUUCUUUUUUUUUUUUUAAACAAAAAAAGGAAAAAAAAAAAAAAAAAAAGAAA